Messenger RNA from Emys orbicularis (European pond turtle), 1500 nucleotides. RefSeq names its product keratin 80 (gene KRT80). The record is from RefSeq and is a predicted model, not a curated record. The transcript is spliced from 9 exons. Gene Ontology annotation, cellular component: keratin filament. Gene Ontology annotation, molecular function: structural constituent of skin epidermis. Bases 1 to 1500 code for a protein of 499 amino acids. Gene Ontology annotation, biological process: intermediate filament organization; keratinization. Lineage: Eukaryota; Metazoa; Chordata; Testudines; Emydidae.
AUGACCAGCCGCUCCAACGAAUUCAGAAGCUUCAACAGCAGCUCGCUCUCGUCUUGGCAGGCGUCAUGGAAUCAGAACAGGGGGAGCUCGGUGGUGACGUCCUCUGAAUAUGACGGCUGCAGCAGCCCUGGUGGUCCAGCCAGCAGAAGCUUCAGCACCUCGAGUCUUGGUGGAUACACGUCUUCCUCUUGCCCGUCCGUCUUCAGCAACGAGAAGCUCUUGACGCCGAUGCGCCUAGACAUCGACCCCACGUUCCAGGAGAGGAGGAAGCAGGAGAAAGACGAGAUGAAAAUCCUCAACGACCAAUUCGCAUCCUUAAUUGGGAAGGUUCAAUGCCUGGAGCAGCAGAACAAGAUUCUCACGAUCAGGUGGAGCUUCCUGAAAGAUCAGGACAAUUCCCGUUCCGAGUCAGACAUCAAACUCCUCUACGAACAGUACAUGAGCAAACUGAAGCAAGAGAUGAGGGCUGUCGGCCACGAGCGAGAACAGCUGGAGUCUGAGUUGACUGAGGUGUUGAAGUCCAUGGAUAACAUCCGAAGCAGAUACGAGGAUGAAAUACAUAAACGGAGUGGCAUGGAAUUCACCUUCGUGGAGCUGAAAAGGGAUUUAGACGCUGGUUCCAUGCAUAGAACCGAGCUAGAGGUAAAACUGCAGGGGCUUCAAGAGUUGAUGGAGUUAAAGAAAGCCGUAUACGAGCAGGAGCUUCAGGAGCUGCUGGCAGAAAUCAAGGACAUCUCCGUCGUCAUGGGGAUCGAUAACAGAUGCAACCUUGACCUGAGCCGCAUCGUGGAGGAAGUGAGGGCGCAGUAUGAAGCCCUCGCUUUCAGGAGCUGGGAGGAGGCAGAAGCCCUUACCUGGAGCAAGCUGAACGAAGGAGCCACCCACUCCGCCACGUACAGGGACCAGCUCUUCAGCGGCCGGCGGGAGAUCGCGGAGCUGACCAUACGCAUUCAGAAGCUGAGGACCUGCAUCGUGUCCCUGAAGAGCCAGUGCCUGCGUUUGGAAGAGGACAUCAAAGAGGCCGGGGGAAACGGCCAGCUCGCCCUCCGGGAUGCUAAAGCCAAGCUGGCCGAGCUAGAGGAAGCCCUGCACAAAGGCAAGGCGGACAUGGCUGGCUUGGUGAAGGAGUAUCACGAGCUGAUGAACAUCAAGCUGGCCCUGGAUGUGGAGAUCCUCACCUACAGGAAGCUGGUGGAAGGCGAGGAGAGCAGCAUGGAGUCCCCGACGUGCCCUAUCGUCAGCAGCAUCCACUCCAGCCCUAGGCAUUUUUCAUCCAUCUCCAGCUUCUCGGGGUCUUCCCAGCUGGCUUCUCGAGCGAGGGGCAAUUCUACUGAUGGAAUGACCCGAAAUGGAGCGGUGGCAGAGGCCGUCCUCGCCAGGAGCCAGAGCGGCGGCUCAGCAAGUCGGGAUGCAGACGAACGGCCCAGUGGGGCACGUCCGAAGCAUCGCUUGCUGUCCGACGAAGAACACUGCCGUGAGGAGUCGAUCCCUGCGGAAUAG